This is a messenger RNA of Nannospalax galili (Upper Galilee mountains blind mole rat), 6460 nucleotides long. RefSeq names its product cytoplasmic FMR1 interacting protein 2 (gene Cyfip2). Gene Ontology annotation, molecular function: small GTPase binding. NCBI's taxonomy places the organism in Eukaryota, Metazoa, Chordata, Mammalia, Rodentia, Spalacidae. Gene Ontology annotation, biological process: cell projection assembly; cell morphogenesis; axon guidance. The record is from RefSeq and is a predicted model, not a curated record. Gene Ontology annotation, cellular component: synapse; neuron projection.
GGCCCAGCGGGCGGCCGCCGGGGCAGAGCCGGGCUGAGCAUCCUGAGCCCCGGCGUGGGGCCCUGCGGUAGCUCGGGCCCCUCCCCCCGACCUGCAGCGGACCCAGUGUGGAAGACAGACACCGCAACCAUGACCACCCACGUCACCUUGGAAGAUGCUCUGUCCAAUGUGGACUUGCUGGAGGAGCUGCCCCUCCCGGACCAGCAGCCAUGCAUCGAGCCCCCACCAUCUUCCAUCAUGUAUCAGGCCAACUUUGACACAAACUUCGAGGACAGGAAUGCAUUUGUCACUGGCAUUGCAAGGUACAUCGAGCAGGCAACAGUCCACUCCAGCAUGAAUGAAAUGCUGGAGGAGGGACACGAGUACGCAGUCAUGCUGUACACCUGGCGCAGCUGUUCCCGGGCCAUUCCCCAGGUGAAAUGCAAUGAGCAGCCCAAUCGGGUAGAGAUCUAUGAGAAGACGGUGGAGGUGCUGGAGCCAGAGGUCACCAAGCUCAUGAAGUUCAUGUACUUUCAGCGCAAGGCCAUUGAGCGCUUCUGCAGUGAGGUGAAGCGACUGUGCCAUGCCGAGCGCAGGAAGGACUUUGUUUCCGAGGCUUACCUGCUGACUCUGGGCAAGUUCAUCAACAUGUUCGCAGUCCUGGACGAGCUGAAGAAUAUGAAGUGCAGCGUCAAGAACGACCACUCUGCCUAUAAGAGAGCAGCCCAGUUCCUGAGGAAGAUGGCAGACCCCCAGUCCAUUCAGGAAUCUCAGAACCUGUCCAUGUUUCUGGCUAACCACAACAGGAUCACCCAGUGUCUACACCAGCAACUGGAAGUGAUCCCAGGCUAUGAGGAGCUGCUGGCAGACAUCGUCAACAUCUGCGUGGAUUACUAUGAGAACAAGAUGUACUUGACCCCCAGUGAGAAACACAUGCUCCUCAAGGUGAUGGGUUUCGGCCUCUACCUGAUGGAUGGAAAUGUCAGUAACAUUUACAAACUGGACGCCAAGAAGAGAAUCAACCUUAGCAAAAUCGAUAAGUUCUUUAAGCAGCUACAAGUGGUUCCCCUAUUCGGCGACAUGCAGAUAGAGCUGGCCAGAUACAUUAAGACCAGUGCUCACUAUGAAGAGAACAAGUCCAAGUGGACGUGCACACAGAGCAGCAUCAGCCCCCAGUACAACAUCUGUGAGCAAAUGGUUCAGAUCCGGGAUGACCACAUCCGAUUCAUCUCUGAGCUGGCUCGAUACAGCAACAGUGAGGUGGUGACAGGCUCAGGGCUGGACAGCCAGAAGUCGGAUGAGGAAUACCGGGAGCUGUUUGACCUGGCCCUGCGUGGCCUGCAGCUUUUAUCCAAGUGGAGUGCUCACGUCAUGGAGGUGUACUCUUGGAAGCUGGUUCACCCCACAGACAAGUUCUGCAACAAGGACUGCCCUGGCACAGCAGAGGAGUACGAGCGAGCCACGCGCUACAAUUAUACCAGCGAGGAGAAGUUUGCCUUUGUGGAGUGUCCUGCAGGCAAUUCGCAAGACCAUCUGUGACUGGGAAGGAGGCCGAGAGCCCCCUAAUGACCCAUGCUUAAGAGGGGAGAAGGAUCCUAAAGGCGGCUUUGACAUCAAAGUACCCCGGCGUGCUGUGGGGCCGUCUAGCACACAGGCCUGCCAGUGGUCCCCGAGGGCUUUGUUUCACCCCACUGGUGGCACACAGGGCCGAAGAGGCUGCCGAUCCCUGCUGUACAUGGUGCGUACCAUGCUUGAAUCACUCAUCGCAGACAAAAGUGGCUCCAAGAAGACCCUGCGAAGCAGUCUGGAUGGACCCAUCGUGCUUGCCAUCGAGGACUUCCACAAGCAGUCCUUCUUCUUCACACAUCUGCUCAACAUCAGCGAAGCGCUGCAGCAGUGUUGUGACCUCUCCCAGCUCUGGUUCCGAGAAUUCUUCCUGGAGUUAACCAUGGGCCGGCGAAUCCAGUUCCCCAUUGAGAUGUCCAUGCCCUGGAUUCUAACAGACCAUAUUCUGGAAACCAAAGAACCUUCGAUGAUGGAGUAUGUCCUUUACCCCUUGGAUCUGUACAACGACAGCGCCUACUAUGCUCUCACCAAGUUCAAAAAGCAGUUCCUGUAUGAUGAGAUCGAAGCUGAGGUGAACCUGUGUUUUGAUCAGUUUGUCUACAAGCUGGCGGACCAGAUCUUUGCCUACUACAAAGCCAUGGCCGGCAGUGUCCUGUUGGAUAAACGUUUUAGAGCUGAGUGUAAGAACUAUGGAGUGAUCAUUCCAUACCCACCAUCCAACCGCUAUGAGACACUGCUGAAGCAGAGGCAUGUCCAGCUGUUGGGAAGAUCAAUUGACUUGAACAGACUCAUUACUCAGCGCAUUUCUGCCGCCAUGUACAAAUCCUUGGACCAGGCCAUCAGUCGCUUUGAGAGUGAGGACCUGACCUCCAUUGUGGAGCUGGAGUGGCUGCUGGAGAUUAACCGGCUCACACAUCGACUGCUUUGCAAGCACAUGACGCUGGAUAGCUUCGAUGCCAUGUUCCGGGAAGCCAAUCACAAUGUGUCUGCCCCUUAUGGCCGCAUCACCCUACAUGUCUUCUGGGAGCUGAACUUUGACUUCCUCCCCAACUACUGCUAUAACGGGUCCACAAACCGUUUUGUCCGAACUGCCAUCCCUUUUACCCAAGAACCACAACGAGAUAAACCCGCCAAUGUCCAGCCUUAUUACCUCUAUGGAUCCAAGCCUCUCAACAUUGCCUAUAGCCACAUCUACAGCUCCUACAGGAACUUCGUGGGACCCCCUCACUUUAAGACCAUCUGCAGACUGCUGGGUUACCAGGGCAUUGCUGUGGUCAUGGAGGAGCUGCUGAAAAUCGUCAAGAGCUUGCUCCAAGGCACCAUUCUGCAGUAUGUGAAGACACUGAUAGAAGUGAUGCCCAAAAUCUGCCGUUUGCCUCGACAUGAAUAUGGCUCUCCAGGGAUCCUGGAGUUCUUCCAUCACCAACUGAAGGACAUCAUUGAGUAUGCAGAGCUCAAAACAGAUGUGUUCCAGAGCUUGAGGGAGGUGGGCAAUGCCAUCCUGUUCUGUCUCCUCAUAGAGCAAGCUCUGUCUCAGGAGGAAGUCUGUGAUCUGCUCCAUGCUGCACCCUUCCAAAAUAUCCUGCCCAGAGUCUACAUCAAAGAGGGAGAGCGCCUGGAAGUCCGGAUGAAGCGCCUGGAAGCCAAGUAUGCCCCCCUUCACCUGGUCCCCCUGAUCGAACGACUGGGGACACCUCAGCAAAUUGCCAUCGCUCGGGAGGGUGACCUACUGACCAAGGAGCGGCUCUGCUGUGGCCUGUCCAUGUUCGAGGUCAUCUUGACUCGCAUUCGGAGCUACCUACAGGACCCCAUCUGGAGGGGCCCACCACCCACCAAUGGCGUCAUGCAUGUGGACGAGUGUGUGGAGUUCCACCGGCUGUGGAGUGCCAUGCAGUUCGUCUACUGCAUCCCUGUGGGGACCAAUGAGUUCACAGCUGAGCAGUGCUUCGGUGACGGCUUAAACUGGGCUGGCUGCUCCAUCAUCGUCCUGCUGGGCCAACAACGGCGCUUUGACCUGUUUGACUUCUGUUACCACCUGCUUAAAGUGCAGAGGCAGGACGGGAAGGACGAAAUCAUUAAGAAUGUGCCCCUGAAGAAGAUGGCCGACCGGAUCAGGAAGUACCAGAUCUUAAACAAUGAGGUUUUUGCUAUCCUGAACAAGUACAUGAAGUCUGUAGAGACAGACAGUUCCACUGUGGAGCACGUGCGCUGCUUCCAGCCACCUAUCCACCAGUCACUGGCCACCACCUGCUAGGCUCAAGUCCUGCAGACCUUCAACCUGGAGGAGGCAGCAGUGGUCAGCCUGCAGCAGGUCCAGCUGGACAGUGUAUGGGAUGGGCCUGGAAGGAAAUGGAAACCUCCCCCGCACUUGUGCACUACUCCCGAGGGCUGGGCUCCUGCAUGCUCUCCCCUGAUAUCUCCAUGGUGGGUUUUCCAUAGUGUAAAUGAAAAACAAACGAAACACAGGGCAGUGUGUGCUUUUUCUUUCCCCCCUUAACUGUACCCAAGAGCUACUUUCUCCAUCUUGCAGCUCUCCCAGCCCAUCCAUUGGUAACUUCCUCCCCAGUGUCCCUAUGUGAUCCCAGCACUGAAGUCUUAGAGGCUGAUGAAAGGGUGUAGUCAUGGGAGAGAUGUCACCUGACCCAAUGGCAUACCCCAGCGUGCUGGCCUGGUGUCCUCUCAGGCUUUUCCCUCAAGUUUCCUGGUCACAUCUCCUCCUGUUCUAGAUGUUAGAGAUUCUACCGCCCAGCACGUGCUUGAACCAGGAACUGACCCCUGGUGAACCAGGAACUGACCCCUGGUGAACCAGGGAGCAGUUUCCAACUGUCAUGACAACAGAUGGUGUUGUCUCAGACCUUUUACAGGCUCCCCAAGACCCAUCCUAACUCCCCCCAAUUGCAGAGCAAUCCUAGAGUGAAGGAAGACGUGCUUUCAAGACUGUCACACUGACUGGAACUGCAUUAAGAAAAUAGCCAGAGUUACCAUUUGGAAGCAAUAUCUGUAAACACAGGCCAAAACUCCAGCACCCAAAGGAAAUGUGUGAAGCCUUAUCAGCAGUGUGGUAAGAUGGGCCACCUCUGUUCCACUUGCAAAUGCUUAACACUGGGCCACACAGGGUAACGGACAUGUCAAUCAUGACAAUAGAUGUAGCUUUAGCCAGUGACCAAAUCAGUAACCAUUUCUUUGUACAGAACCUCAUCAAGGAAAAUGCCUCCCCAGAAAGAAAAUCUUAAGGGGCUAUUUCAACACAAGCCAAAAACAUCUUGACGACAGGGAGGCAAAGGAUAAAAAUAAUGCUGUCAACAAGCCUGUAAUCCCUAGAUAAACCCCCCAAAAGGAGACUGGUUUUAGAUUGGGAAUUUUCGUUGUGUCAACUGCUGAAAGAUUCUUGGAGCAUUUUAUCUGUUGUUCUCAACUUCCUGAUCUCUUCCUCUUGCUCCUCAAGUUCUGUGUUGUUGGGGUGUAGCUUCUCUCACAGAGGAAUAUUGACUUCUGUUUUCCAGAGUGAACUAAAAUACUCCUGCAGAAUCUCACUGUGUAUGGGAGAUCUUGAAGGAGAUGCUCAGGUCUCCAUGCAGAACAGCACAUCAUGUAAUCUGCAGAGGGAACCCAGAGCCCUGAGCCCCUGAAAAACAGAAAGCAGAAUAUAGAUACUCCUCCCCCAGCCCAGAGAGGAAAAGAGAAAAUAGAAUAAUGAUCCCUUCCCCCGGGGAAGAUGAAUAGGAAUGGUUGACAAACAGUCCCUUUUUAACCACACAGGCGAGCAAAGGAAAUGUGCAUAACCAGAGCUUUGUGUAAUGCACGCAUGUCCUCCCGGUGAGGAGUGGGCCCUGUACAGCCCGAAGGUCAACUAAGUCAGAACGGUGGAGGUUAAUACACUUGAGUCUUCAUUUCUGGACACCUCAGGUGUACUAAUUCAACCUCUGGGAAUAGGACAGGAAAUCUGCAUCUUCAUGCUUUUGGAUUACACAUUGCCCAAUGAGAGCCACUGCUGUAGUGGAAUUACUCUGCUAACUCUAGGCUUUGAGGUCCUUCUGAGACGAUCGCAAGAUAAGCCAUUCAUAGUUUAGGAAGGCGGCUUGAAAUAGAAGCUGGCCAAUCCUCUGCCAUUUGCUACUUCCUGUUCUGAUAUCCUCCCUCCCGCCACACACACACACACACACACACACUCUUGAGUAGACCAUAGAUGUAUCUCAGAGGCAGAAGAGAGAGGCUAUACCACCUGGUAAACCCAUCCUAAAACCUACCUAUAAUUCCUAAACUUCAGAACCUUCCAAAGCUUCAGUACUGUCUGGGAACAGUAGCUGGUUUUCUCUUCACAUCUAUGAGAUUUUACAUUCUAGGAUCCAUUCCAAGUCCUUGAUCAGUGCUUUGUAGAGAUGUGAACCACUCACCUAAUGAGCUGUUUCAACAGCUUAUCCCUCCCUCCCUGCACUCAUGACCCCAAACGUUAACCCUCUGGGAAGAGUCACUUUAUCCUCAAGAGAUUUGAUCCCAGUAAACUGAGGUCUUCACUUCCAGAACAGAGAUUUCUUCAGCUCCAGCAGCACUUAUUUUUGGACACUGGACAAGUUUAAUAUUCUUCCCACUCUGGUACUGUCCUGCCCACCCCACUUUGAUUUUUUUAAUGUAUCUAAAAAUUAAGAAAAGCUUAGAUUUUAAAAUGUUUUAAAAAAUUGUUUCAGAAACUGUCAGAUGUGUACCAUAUUUGUAUUAAGAGUUGUUGGGAAUUUUUGUACAAUGAAUUUACAUUUAUUUAUGGUGACUUAUAUUUACGCUUGUGAUCAAACAAUGAUGUUAAAUUCUUAAAUCAUAUUUGCUAUGCAGCUGAAGAUGAUAUUUUGAUUUGUAUUUUGGGGGUACCUGUGUUGAGUUGAUAAACAUUUUCAUCUCCAUUAAAACUGCUUCCAAACUA